This is a messenger RNA of Chelonia mydas (Green sea turtle), 9550 nucleotides long. It is a transcript of the gene LINGO3, whose product is annotated as leucine rich repeat and Ig domain containing 3. The record is from RefSeq and is a predicted model, not a curated record. Bases 747 to 2564 code for a protein of 605 amino acids. The transcript is spliced from 3 exons. Lineage: Eukaryota; Metazoa; Chordata; Testudines; Cheloniidae. Gene Ontology annotation, molecular function: protein binding.
CUCCCGGCGGCUUCCAUCUGUUGCGCGGGGUGUGUGUGAGCCUGGGUUCGCCGAGCCCAGCAGCCAGGGAAGGCGCCUCUUUGCAGGGGUGGCCCCGGGCAGCGCGUUCCCCGAUGUCUCAGACAAAGAGCCCGGCUGCAGCUGCCGGGGAGCUGCUGGCCCACGGAUCCGCGGCCGCCGCCGCUUUCCCAGCCACGGCGGCGGUCCCCGCUGCCGCCACCCUGGCUGGAGGACGGGCGGGGACGCUCCAGCCCUCUGCCCCGGGGCCGCUCCGCCAGCCCGCCCGCUCCCUGCGCUCGCCCAGCGGCGGCUGGGGGCGCUCGCCAGGGUCCCCGACCCCGCCGUAGAAGUUCUGGCCGGCGGGGCUCGCCGGGGCUCGGCGCCGGGCGGGGCGGGGCGGGGAGCCGCGGAAACCUCCCGCAGCGCCCCGGCCGGGGCUGCGGCCGCUCUUCAGUCCGAGGCCCCGGGAGCGGCCCCCCGCGGGGAUCUCCUGGCGGCACCAGCGGGGAUCCGGGCGUCUCUCCUCCCGGCGAGCUCCAGCCGAGCCCAGCCGCCGGCCCCUGCCCCGGCGAGCGGGAUGGGCAGCCCGGGCGAGCCGCUGCGAGGAUCCCCGACCUGCCGUGCAGGAACAUUUGCCGCGUAAAGCUUCCCAGCCCCCACGUGCCCCAGCGGACCCAGAUGUUGGUGCGGGCUCAGAGCUGCAGAACAGUGAGUGCAUGGGAGAAUGGUAGUGCGACCAUAAGAUCAUGCUCUACACAAUGACAUGUUGGCUUCCAGUCCUGGGCCUCCACUGGAUUCUUCUGAGCACCGCCCGGGUGGUGGCCUGCCCGGCUCGCUGCGAGUGUGCUCCUCAGAUCAAGUCCGUGGUGUGUCAUCGCAAACGCCUCAGCUCCAUCCCCGAGGGGAUCCCCACCGAGACCAAGAUCCUGGAGCUCAGCAAGAACCGGAUCCGCUGCCUGAACCCGGGGGACCUGUCCCCGUACCCUUUGCUGGAGGAACUCGAUUUAAGCGAGAACAUCAUCGUCAGUGUGGAGCCUGGGGCCUUCAGCAACCUGUUUAACCUUCAGAUCUUGCGGCUCCGAGGCAACCAGCUCAAGCUGAUCCCUUCUGGAGUCUUCACCAAGCUGACCAAUCUCACCCUCCUGGACAUCAGCGAGAACAAAAUAGUCAUCCUGCUGGACUACAUGUUCCAGGACCUGAGGAACCUGAAGAACCUGGAGGUGGGAGACAACGACUUGGUGUACAUCUCCCAAAGGGCUUUCUCUGGCCUCCUAGGCCUGGAGCAGCUGACCAUAGAGAAAUGCAACCUGACGGCCAUCUCAGCCGAAUCCCUCUCCUACCUCCAAAACCUGGAGGUCCUGCGGCUCCGACACCUCAGCAUCUCCACGGUGGAAGAUGGGAACUUCAAGAAACUCUACAAUCUCCUGCAGCUGGAGAUCGACAACUGGCCGCUGCUGGAAGACAUCUCGCCCACCAGUUUCCAGGGCCUGAACCUCACCUCGCUCUCCAUCACCUACACCAACAUUACGGCAGUGCCCACGGCCGCCUUGAAGAACCUGGUGUACCUCAUGUACCUGAACUUGUCUUAUAACCCCAUCAGCACUGUGCCCAAGGGCUCCUUCAAGGACCUCAUCAGGCUGCGAGAGCUCCACAUGGUGGGGGCCUUCUUGGUCUCCGUGGAGCCUCAAGCGUUCUCUGGCUUGAGGCAAAUCCGCCUCCUCAACCUCUCCAACAAUUUCCUUUCCACCCUGGAGGAGAGCACCUUCCAUUCAGUGAACACGCUGGAGACGCUGCGCGUGGACAGGAACCCGCUGGCCUGUGACUGCCGCCUCCUCUGGAUCCUACAGCGCCGCAAGACGCUCAACUUCGACGGGCAGCAGCCCAUGUGCUCCUCACCCCCUGAGAUCCAGGGCAACGCCCUGCGUGACUUCCCGGACUCCAUACUCUUUGAAUACUUCACCUGCCAAAAGCCCAAAAUCAGGGACCGAAAGUUGCAGCACAUAACAGCCCGUGAAGGGCAGUCUGUCUCCUUCCUCUGCCGUGCAGAUGGAGAGCCCGUUCCUGCCAUCAUCUGGGUCUCCCCUCAGCACAGGAUGAUCACCACCAAGAGCACUGGACGAGCCACCGUCCUGCCCGGGGGCACGUUGCAAAUCCGCUUUGCCCAGGUCCAAGACAGUGGCACCUACAUUUGCAUCGCUAGCAAUGCCGGAGGCAAUGACACCUACUUUGCCACCUUGACGGUCAAGGGGCAUCCCGUGGACGGCUCCCUUUAUGCAAACCGGACCUUGUCCCUCAGCGAGUUCAACGACACCUUCCACAACAACACGCAAGUCUUCUUAAAGUUUACACUGGACCUCAAGACCAUCCUGGUCUCCACGGCCAUGGGCUGCAUCACCUUCCUUGGGGUCGUCCUCUUCUGCUUCCUGCUCCUCUUUGUGUGGAGCCGGGGGCGGGGACAGCACAAAAACAACUUCACCGUGGAAUACUCCUUCCGCAAAGUGGAUGGCCCCACCACCACCGCUGGGCAGGGCAGCGCCAGGAAGUUCAACAUGAAGAUGAUCUGAGCGGCCCCAGAAGGAGGGUGGUUGCUAGUCCACUGCCUGCCACCAAAUGGGGCCCUCCAAGAGCCCGGCAGGGGGUAGGAGCAUCCUUCCUUUGUUUUCCAAGUGACCACUUCGUCUGGUCAUGUGGCUUCACUCCUCUGGAGAUCGAGGCAGUAAAACUCACGGAGGAACCUGGCUGGGACGUUGCCUCGGUUCGACCACAAGGGCUCGGAGGCAACUGGGAGGAGCGAGCGGUUUUCCCCGUUGGCCUUGCCACCCAACUGAACUGAGCAGAAGCAUCACUGGAAACGGCCCCAGGGGCCUCCCAGCGGCUUAUUCCCAUUUCUGAGCACACCCCACCUUCUUUGAACUGUGAGACCCCCCCACACCCAGGUCCCAGAGGGCAAGAGCGGGCCAAGGAGGCAUGCACAGCCCUUGUGGGUCAGGGCCUCGCGAUGUAGCUAACAUUCUUUUGUAUCAACUAUGCAUUUUUCAGACCUUGAGCAAGCAGUGUCUGGGCCCGGAGAACCUGCUUCCUUUUUUAAGAGACCAUCUGGAACCCUUUCUCGGUUGUUGUUUAUGGUUCGUUUUUAAUUUGUUGGGGGUUUUUUUUUAAAUGAAUUUCCAACAGACGUCUUCCUGGGCGACAAGGGACUCCCGCAGAGCAACUCCUGGCUGCCCUGGCACGCGCUCCAACCGGCCUGGGCGGCUCGAUCCAACGCAGGGGAGGUGCUGUGCUCGGAGGAGUUCCUCUCGGCAUUCGGAAGAAGGGGCGGCAAACCCCAGCGCCUGGGGAGGGAAUCCCCCUGCACAAGCAAUAAUAACCCAACCCAACAGUCCCUUCCAGACGUACGGGUCUGUGCAGGCAUGAAUGCCACCCCAUUGGCGCUGAGCGGUAUUUCCCCAAAGCACACUGGCAUUUGAAGCCAGCGAGCAGGCUGCUGGUUGAGGUGGCAGCAGAAACGGGAAGCGCAGCCCCUGUGAGUAAUGGCCAGGCCUCGGCAGGCUCGGGGCCGAGCUAGCUGGCCCGCUUGCAGAGGAAAUCACCACGGUAAAAAAAAUGACACCGUCUCGACUGCGUCUCUCGCUGCUGCUGGCCUCUGCGCUCUGUUCCGUCCCUGCUCCUCCCUCCGGCUCCACCUCUACUCCACCCCUUCCCUCGAGGCCCCGCCUCUUCCCCGCCCCCUCCCCUGAGGCCCCACCCUCAUUCUGGCUCUUCCUGCCCACACUCCACCCCCUCCCCAAGGCCCCUGCCAGCCUGCCGCUCUCCGCCCUCCCCCAAGUCCCUCCCCAAGCCACCAAACAGCUGUUUGGUGGCGGCCGCACGGCAGAACAGCUCUUGGGCAGCGGCGCCGUCCCAGAGCUGUGAGUGGUGGGUGUUGAGCAUCCAUUAUUUUCCCCAUGGGUGCUCCAGUUCCGGAGCACCCACGGAGUCGGCGCCUACAUGGGGAGAAUCCCCCAUCCCUGUUCUCGGUGGAGCUGCUCCAGAGAACAGCAAGGUGGAGCUGGGCACACAGUGGGGAGGGAUGAUGAGGAGCUGCCCUGGCUCCCCUCUGGGCAUGGAGGAUCCUCAGCUCCUGAUCCUGUUGGGGGUAAAGAGGCCCCGUCACCCAUCCUGGAUGAAAGGGGAACUGUUUUGUCUGGCCGUGCAUCUAACUGCCCAGCCGAUGUGCAGUUACCCAGUUUGCCUCGAUUGCCAUGGCACCGGUGUGUGCAAAUUAGGUGUGCGCUUGUGCUUGCACUAAUGGGCAUGCAGAAAUGCACGGGCAGUUUGGGGACCCUGGCUCUCUGAGAGGGCACCCCCAAAUCAAAAGAGGCAGCCACCAGUGUAAAAAGAGAAGUCCUGACCUGUGGAGCGAGAGAGUGGGCCAGACUCAUUGAAACAGAGCGUCAGACCCACGCCGCAAGAGAGAGCACCUGAGCUAUGCAAUCAGAGCCAGAUCCAAAGCCUGAGCCAUGUAAAGAAAGGGUCACCCCAAAAACCAGCUGGUCUUUUCUCCAAGCGAUCUCCAUUUAACCCACAAGCUGGUCUGGUCCUUUGGCUUGCAAGGUCUGCAGGGUCUUCAGUGGAAAAACCAUACCAGAUGCUCCUGUGCCUGUAACAAGGCUGGAAAAUAAACAGCUAUUUAAACAAUAGCAUAACAAAGGCACGCUCCCGCCCCUCCAACCCGCAGAGAAACGCAGGCAGAACCGUUAAGCACAGCAAACGCCACUGCGGCGUUAGCCUCCUCAAUUAACCCUUCCACCCGCGGCCACCGAGGGGGCCGAAGGUCCCAGGCGUGUGCGCGCGCCUGGCCCAGACGCGGAUAAUAAUUCUUCUUGCUGCUCCAUUUGUGCCACGGCAUUUUCUGUUCACAAAUUUGAGUUGAAGGGAAAACAGGGAUCAUGUCAGACAGAGCGGGUCCAUAUAGCAGGAGAUUUUUUUUUUUUAAAGGAAGGAGGAGGAGGAGGCGGGGAGGCAAGUGACUAUCCCAGGUGGGCAUGAACUGGAUUCGGGAUUUGCCCAGGAUCUGUGGGUGUUUAACUGCUUUCCCUCUCCAGCCCCACAGAGCGAUGCUAACACGUCACACUGCUGCACCUCUUCCCCGCUGAAGGCCAUGUUUAGAGGGACGGCAUUUCUUUACAGUGCAGCCGGCUCAUCAAGCCCGUUUCACCGGGAAGGUGCCACUUCUGUUUUAUUAUCCUCCCUGCCCCUGGCUGUUAUGACGCAGAGCUGGCUGGAUAUCAGUCUCUGACCACGUUACUCAGCCCAUAAUGUACCCAGCAAAAUCGUUCUGCUGGAUGGCUCUACUAUUAAAGUCAUUUGGGAGGGAGUGUUGUCUAGUGGUUAGAACAGAGUGGGUGCACCAGCUCCGCUGUCUGACCCCAGGGCAAGCUAUGGCCCCUCUCUUUGCCCCAUUUUACUCGUAUGUAAUCAUCCCUGCUUAUUAAUGUUAAUUCAGCACUCUCGAUGUGUAGGUCCCUUACAGAGCAGCUCGUAGGGGUGCUGUGUGCACCUUAAUUCAUGAUUUAGUGGGUGCAAAGCACUUUGAGCUCCAUGGAGGAAAGGCCCAAAAUAAGAGCAUUAUAACAUAAUAUACUGGUUAGUGUGUGCGCAUGCACAGCACUGUCCUCUACUGGAUGGAAUGGGAACUGCUCCACUGAGUGUCAUAGGCCCUAUACUGCUAAUGGAGAUUUGCAUUUAGCUUGAGUGGCAGGAGUCUGUGCUUCCGCAGCAGAAGCAGCUGGGGUCUAGCUCCGCUGCGGUCUGAAGUCUUAAGUAGAGCUGUGCAAAUAAUGGGUUGGUUUUUUGGUUCACUGGCAGUUCUGAAUGGUGGGGGGGUGGGGGCGGAAUUAAUUUCAAAUCAAAUCAAAAACAAAUUUUUUAAAAAAACGUUACCAAAUCAACAUAGCAAAAACCAUGGUUUGGGUCGAAACAAAACAUUUCAUUUCGACUGUGUGAGGGGUUUGGGGUGUUUUUUUUACAAUCCCUUUUAAGGCAGUUUUCAAACAAAACGUCAUUUUGAACGGCAGAAGUUUAAACCUUUUGACUUUCGCUGAAUUUUUUUCCCAACACAAUCUAACUACGCGCUUUGGUGUUGCCAAAUCUGCAAUUUUUUUUCCCCACCGAAAAAACAAAACAAAAACGUUUUGGCUGAAAAGUUUCACCCAGUGCUACCCUUAAGUAGCCACAGCAUGCAGCAUCAGGAGACGUAUUUAUCAGCUCCGACGGUUUUAUCCCACAUUGGACGUCCCAGGCCUCCUCGAUCUGUGAUAUCAUUUUCCCCACAGACAGAGAAUCCUCACUUCACAUGGGGAACGAGCAGGAGGCAAAGGUCUUGAAUGCAUGCAAAGAAAGUGUCCUCACUAAUGAGGAACAAGGGGAGCAUGAGGGGGACUAUAUAGCUGAUGGGCCUGAUCCUGCUGCUUUGAAGUCAACAGCACCAGAGGAAGCAGGACUGGGCCCAGAAUCCCAUGCUGGCAUGAGUCAUCUGUGCAAUAUUUUUCAGUUUCACUUUGCAGAGUUCCUGCAGAUUUUGUCUUUGAUUCCCAUCCAGAGAGGAUCCACCAGGCAGAUCAGCGAAUGGUUGCUCCCCUGCUCACUGUGGGUAGAGGGGGUGAAGGACUGGAGCCCAUCUCUUCCUUUGUUUUUAAAUCAUGUCAUUUCCCCUUAGUUUUUGAAAAAAAUGGAAAAAUAAAAAGGUCAAAUUUGCAAACCCGGCUACUCCCCAUCAGCAUAGCCCCGGUGCUCUAACCCCCAAGCCAGAGGCUGUGCAUUGCACUGGGGAAUCUCAGCUCUCUCUGCUGCACUCCAACGCAUCUGGCCCACAAUAUGUGCCUUGCAGUGUGCAGACCUGGCACAAUCAUUUUCACUAGCAUGGGCCCGUGCAAACCAUUCCUAAGAGCAGCAGGAGUAACCGUGAACAGGACUGGGGAUCAGGCACCCAAGGCUGUUGCUGGGUGACUUUAGUGAAUCUAUGUACGCUGGGGGUGUGUGUGUGUGUCCCAGGGAUCUUGACACCACUCCGGGGUAUCUGGGACAAGCAGAACCGCUUGCAUGUUUUGGACUGAAUUUUAUAAUGGCUGUUGGAGAAAACCAAAGAUCGUGAAUCGUCUGUGCCUCACGGGCACAAGAACAGGACAACAGGUCUCCUCGAGAUGUCACCUCCAUCCAGGAGCUGAAGUGCAGAGUGGUGUUAUUAUUACGUUUAGCCCCAUGAAUGGCUCCUGGAGGAGGUGUUAACAUAGCCCAUGAUAAAUUGUAGGCAUGAAUAUACAUGCAGAUUAACAUGCGUGCUUGGCAUACAGAUACCAGCCUCUGCAUGAGCACCUGCUCCCAUCCCCGCUGCUCUGCACCAAGGACCUCAAGAGACGCUAUCCUCCCCCCGGCCCCGACGCUCCGCCAUCUCCUCCCCCGCUUCCUCCCCCAGGCUGUCGCUGCCUCUGGCACCAUCACGGACUUUCUCUGCGAACGUUCACAUGGGAGAUGUUAGUUUCUUGGCUCCCCUGGUGGAUUAAAACAGGUCUCAGAUGCUGAGGUGCCCCCAGGAAGGAGACUGGGAGGCCUGACAUCCUCUCCCCUGGGGCAGGUGGGUGGCUUUUUGCCCCCACCCUCCUCCUUUAUUUUCACAGGUUUUUUCCUCUCCAUUUUCUCUUAAGCCCUUAUGUGUUUUCUCCCCCUCCCUUUGCUCUCGAUGCUGCAUCCCCUGGGCCAUGACACACCUGCCGGGCAGCAGCUACCCCAGCUGCAAGGCCUGGGAAUGGGAAGACAGCCCUCCUGACUGACUCAGACCCUCCAGCCCAGACACGUUGGCCAAGGGGUUGGUGCACCGGGAGUAGGUCAGGGCGGGCAGCAGACCCCGGCACUGCGUGCCCAGGGGCACCAGGACCCUGCCCAGAUGUUAUUUUGUGAAUGUGUUUUAGGCACAAGGGGUUUGACAAUUUAAUCCUAAAAGGCACAAGGCCAAAUUCCUUCCUGGACAAAAUCCACUGGCCUGGGUGAAGUUACAGCCGGGAUGAGUCUGCCCGUUCACGUAGCCCACACGGAGGAUGUUAUGGAACCCGAAAGGGUCACAGCAGCAAUUCAGGUCGAGCCAAAGAAUCAAACGGCCUGACUGGUUCAUCGGAGACACUGAGAUCAGAGAUGGACAAGACCUAGGUCAUCUAGUCUAUCUCCUGCACCCCGUGGGCUUUAGGGCCUCUGCUCCAGAGCUUUGGCCAACCCCGGGUCAAAUGACUCACGCAAUGUGGCUUCUGACCCCUGCCUGGGGAGCCUGUGUGUUCCCCAUUGCUCACCCUGUGUCCCGUUCCCCCCAGCCUCUCCCAGUGCUGCCCCAGUGGGAGGAAGGUCAGGAAGGGGAACCAGCCCUGAGGAGCGCCCACAAGCAGCUGGAAAGGCAGGCAUCACUAGGACCCGGAAAGAGAGGGCAAUAUGGGGGAUUGCCCCGCGAUCCGGCAGCUGCUCUCUGGGACCAUGUCCUUCCCCAGGGCCUGCAGUCCUCGGAGACUGGGCCAUCAGCAUCAGAGCCUCCCAAAGGUGAGCGGGAUCCACCUUCAGGCCGUCCCGAAUGACUUACCCUGCUAGAAAGUAAACAUUCCACCUCUGUACGUGACGCUUUGUCAUCGUCCCUCUCUGGGGCUUGCCCUGGCACCAGGGGCGAGCCCACGUCUCUGCUGGGUCCAUAUGGCCUGCAGCCGGUUAGCACACAGGUGACCCGCAGAGCUUGGGUGGGGGGGUCUUUCUUCAGCUGCCAGCACAGUGGCAUGGAACUGCUCAGGCCAGGCUCUGUCUGCCAGGCUCCACAGACAGACAUAGGCACCAUUGGGGUCUAGCCCUGACUCGGAGCCCGCCCCACCAUGCCCUGGCACAGCUGGGCUCACAUGGGUGCCAGGCCUCACCCUGCAAACGAGUGCGGCCCUACAUGUUGAAACAGACCCUUUAGUUCAAACCAGGUCAGAGGGAUCAUCCCCAGGUACAACCAGAAGCCCCCACCCUCCACGUAGCCGCAUCACCCCCUACUCAGCCGCUGCCGGCAGGCACCAGGGAUGCCGGGGCGCCCCUGUUUGUGAGGCUCCGUGGCCCUGCCUGGAUUGAGAAGCCAGAAGCGUGGGGCAGGGAGGGAAUUCAGUCCCAGAUGGGACUGGGGCUGGGGAACCAGGGCAGGGGCCGUGACCGAAUGGCAGAAGACAUGAAGGAGAUGGACGGGCUAUGCACGAGCCCCUCAACCAAUUCCCCGUGGCCACGCCACCUCUUCACACACGCAGCCCCAACGGCCUAACCAAAGGCAGCAGCACCCAGAGACCAACCUGCCCAUGUCACAGGGACAAGCAGAAGAGCGGGGCUGACCCCGCACCCACACUGAAUUGGGGGGCAGCGCCCAAACAUUGUGGCUUGAGUCCCUCUCUGCAAGGGUCUAAUGAGCAUGCCCCCUCCAAAGAGCCGCAAGCUGUGACAUUCAGAUCCUACCCCAGAGCUGCCCGCCUGGCCUCUGAUGUCAACGCGGCUCUCUUUCCUUUGCCCCAAUUCA